Pseudonaja textilis is the source of this 3346-nucleotide messenger RNA. NCBI's taxonomy places the organism in Eukaryota, Metazoa, Chordata, Lepidosauria, Squamata, Elapidae. The record is from RefSeq and is a predicted model, not a curated record.
CGUCCUGAGAAGCACGCCUAGAAAUUCAGAAAUUUAUAGAGCUACUGCUGAAAAAAGCACCAUUAAUCCGUGAAAAGAAAAAGCAAGGAGGGAGCAAACUUCCUUCCAGUCAGUGGAAAGAAUAUGUCAAAUUCAUAUUGGAAAGAUAUCUUCAGCCAGGGCUGGACAGUUUUAACAACUCAAUUCCCUGUUCUGAUUUGCACAGUGAACUCUUUGACGGUACAGAGAAAUCCUUCUUCCCUCCCCCUUCUCAUUUCCUUUGAAACUUGCCUGGGGCAUUUGAAACUUGUGGGAUUUUUCUCCCCCUUCUCUCCAUCAGUAGCAGGUUUAUGUGAUAAUGUUCUUUUUGACCAUUUCAUUCCAUGAAGCCUUUUUUUUUAUUUUUCCUGUUUUCCCUGUUCUGAAUUGGAAAUAGGCUUUUUCACUGCAGAUUCAGAUCACUAACAGUCUUAUGCCUUAACAUAUAUGACACUUUGCAACUUAGUGACAAUUUAACAGUACUCAAAUAGUACAGUGAGAAGUUGUCUUUAGGGUAGUUUAAAAAGAAAGAUUUCCGUGAUUUUCAGUGUGACUUACAGAAGAUAAUAAAUUAUCCUUAUUUUGGAACAACAUGGAACAAAGCCACAGCUUGUGAAUUCUGGAAAAUAGCAUGGGCCAACACAGAUGAUUGUAUUCGUGGUAUCUGCUUGCAAUUAUAUGGAAGGCGGAGCUAAGCUGAUUGAGAUGACACAAUUAACUUAACGAACUCCCUCCAGAACUUCACAGUAAACUGAACUCUUGGUCUGAGAUGAUCCUUCUUGGCAUCCCAUGCAGCCGAUAAUUGCUGUUCUGAGGCCGGUUUCAGCUACUCAUCUCCUCCAACCUCCUCACUCUGCAGUCCAGCCUCUCCUCCAAGACUCCAAUAGGGGAAGGAGGGGAGACCCCUCCUUAUGCUCAUCUUCCUCUCUCUGCCACCAUAUGGUUGGCCCCAACAAGGCCUGAGUAAUGAGAUCAUUCUCUCUCCCUGCUGUGGGCAACUAUCAAUAUUUAUCCAGGAUCAACAGAUAUCCUUCAAAUGCCAACAUUGGUCCUUCAAUGAAGCUUUCAGUACUGCUAAAUGACCUUGCAACAUUGUCCUGUUGUCACAUGUUGUAUGCAUGUUACAUUUAGUCAAAAACUGUUGUAUCAAUGUGUAUAACUUCUGAACUGAGUUCUAAAAAGGUUGCAGAAAAUUUCACUCUGUUACAGGAAUGUGGGUAUCACCAGCUGCUUAGCAGAUGAUGGUUCGUCGUGGGAUAAUAGGGCUGUCUCGAAUAGUAGUUGUACUUGUGUUCCUCUGCUGUGCAGCAUCUAUGUUCUACAUGUUUACCUGCACUCCAAAAGGUAACCUUCAGCAAACUGCAUUCCUCAGAGUUAUCAGCCCAAUAGGAAAAAAAGAAUCUCAGGCAAUUCUACAAAAAGGAGAAGAAUAUUAUUGGGACCAUAUCAACAGCCUGAAAAGACAAAUUGCUGAGCUGAAAGAUAAGCUUCAGGAAAAGAGUAAACCACUAAAGAACAUGCAAGGUCAAGAUACUGACAUACUGGGGGUUAGACUAGACCUAGGAAACUCUGAGAAGUCCCAAAAAACCCUACUGCAGUUCCUCCAUUCCCAGAUUGACAAAGCAGAAAUACAUACUGGCAUCAAGCUGCCAACUGAAUAUGCUGCACUGCCCUUUGAGAGCUUCACCCAACAAAAAGUUUAUCAGCUGGAGAUGGGACUUUUACGUCAUCCUGAGGAGAAGCCUGUGCGCAAGGACAAGAGGGAUGAAUUGGCAGAAGCUAUUGAGUCAGGCCUGGAAAUUUUAAAUAGGCCAAAGAGUAACAGCAGCAUAAAUCAUCGAAUAUACUCUAUCUCUGAUUUCAUAGAAGGCAUUCGCCGGACUGAAAGAGAUAAAGGCACCCUAUAUGAGUUGAUAUUCAAAGGAGACAAAGAAUAUGAAUUCAAGCGCAUUGUUCUGUUCAGACCAUUUGGCCCCAUCAUGAAUGUUGCAAAUGAAAACCUCAAUAUGGCCCACACUCUUAUUAACAUCAUUGUGCCACUGACAAAAAGGGUCAGCACGUUUCAGCAAUUUAUGCAGAAUUUCAGGGAGGUGGCUAUGCAGCAAGAUGGAAGGAUUCACCUGACCGUAGUGUAUUUUGGAAGUGAACAAAUGAGCAAAGUCAAAGGAAUCCUAGAAAACAUAUCCAAAUCAGCCAAUUUCAAAAAUUACACAUUUAUUCAGCUGGAUGAAGUGUUCUCCAGGGGGAAAGGUCUGGACGUGGGUGCAAGAUUUUGGAAAGGAACCAAUGUUGUACUUUUUUUCUGUGAUGUGGAUAUAUAUUUCACAGCAGACUUCCUGAACGCAUGUAGAUUAAACACACAACCAGGAAAGAAAGUAUUCUAUCCUGUUCUUUUCAGCCAGUACAACCCAAGUCUAAUAUAUGGACGUCAUGAUUCCAUUCCACCCUUAAAACAACAGCUGGUAAUAAAAAAAGAGACAGGAUUUUGGAGAGACUUUGGGUUUGGAAUGACUUGUCAAUUUCGUUCUGAUUACAUCAAUAUUGGAGGGUUUGACCUUGACAUUAAAGGAUGGGGAGGAGAAGAUGUACAACUAUACCGUAAAUACCUUCACAGCAACCUCAUGGUUAUCAGGACACCAGUCCGGGGACUUUUCCACCUCUGGCAUGAAAAGCAUUGCUUAGAUGAGCUGACACCAGAACAAUACAAGAUGUGCAUCCAGUCUAAAGCUAUGAAUGAAGCUUCUCAUGACCAGCUAGGCCUGCUGGUCUUCCAACGGGAGAUUGAAACUCAUUACCGUAAACAAAAAGCAAAUAAUAGAAAUAUGUGAAGGUCUUUCACAAAGCAAAAAAUAAACUUGGAUUAUAGUUUAAUAACAGCUUCUAGGGAGAGAGGAAAUUUUUGGGCUUAGAUGGAUCUUCAUAAUCUUUUAGGUUUCAACUGGGAGCACAGGCCUUCUUUUGGUUUCUCUUACUUUUUUAUCUCCAGCCCUGUGGGUUCCUAAUUGCCAGAAAAUAUUUGGAACUGUAUAGAGAGAUGAAGGGAGGAGGAUGUAUGCACUUUGUUCAAAUGUAACAUUUCGUCAGUAACACUAUUUAUAUUUGGUUUCCCAACUUUAAUUGAUAUAUGAGUAGAUUGUACAGAGUGUUGCAUUUUAACUGUUGUCAUGAAUGUGAAUGUCUGUGGAGACUAACACCAAGAAAGCUGUUCAAAUGAGACCAGGGGUGGGCUUCAAAACUUUGGCAACCAGUUCUCUGCCUGGUUGCUGGGUGGGCUUAGCCUAGUCGGCCUCCUGCACCAUGGCAGGGGGGUGUUUUCACCCUCCCUGGG